Messenger RNA from Camellia sinensis, 540 nucleotides. NCBI's taxonomy places the organism in Eukaryota, Viridiplantae, Streptophyta, Magnoliopsida, Ericales, Theaceae. The record is from RefSeq and is a predicted model, not a curated record.
AUGGAGGAUCAACAAUAUCAACCCAUUGAAGAACAACAAGCACAAGCUUCAGUUUCUACACUAGCAAAUAAUGUAGAUCAUGUGGAUGUGGAUGUGGAUGAGUACUUUGCUUCUCUCCCACCUGGUUACUGUUUUAAUCCUAAUGAUGCAGUGCUCAUUGUUAACUACUUGAAGAGAAAGAUCAACCAUCAAACACUGCCAAUCAACAAGAUUCAUGAUGUUCAUCUUUACAAAUUUAAUCCUCUAUAUCUUUCAGAAAAUUACAAGCCAUAUGAAGAGAAGGAAUGGUAUUUCUUUACACCAAGAGAUCGAAAGUAUAAGAAUGGGAAGCGGCCAAAUCGAGCUGCAGGUGAUGGAUACUGGAAGGUUACCGGUACUAAUAAGACUUUAGAUGAUUGUGUUUUGUGUAAGAUUUACAAGAAUGUACACAGAUCAAGGAGCAUAAGAAACCGAUAUCCUGAUGAUGAGGAAGUUGUUCCAGCUGAACAUUAUUAUAAUGAACAUCUACUGCUGAAAACUCUGCAAUGUUGCCAUCUCUAG